Molecule: messenger RNA, 453 nt
Organism: Entamoeba invadens IP1
Lineage: Eukaryota; Evosea; Mastigamoebida; Endamoebidae
Product: trichome differentiation protein GL1, putative
Exons: 1
Coding region: 1-453 (150 amino acids)
Source: RefSeq, a predicted model, not a curated record
AUGCAGACCGAGUCCUCGAGUGUCAUCAUCGAAACAUCCCACAUCUCAGACAUCGAAAAGGGUAAGCGCCAAAGGAAGACCGGAUUCCCUUGGAAAGAAGAUGAAGAUCUUCGUCUGUUGAGCGCAGUCAAAUCUUUAGGGACUAAACAAUGGGUAGAAAUAGCUAAAUUGGUCGGCACACGUUCGAGAAAACAGUGUCGUGAAAGAUAUGUCAAUCACAUCAGUCCUUCUAUCGACAAACGACCAUUCUCGAGAAAAGAAGACGACGCCAUUUAUAACGGAUUUUAUUUACUUGGAAACAAGUGGAGUAAAAUCGCGAAGAACUUGGAAGGACGCACAGCACGCUCAAUUAGAAAUAGGUAUAAAGUGCUUGCAGUAAACCGAAAGUUGUCCUGCUUCUCUGUUUCAAAGAAAAGCACUUAUGAAAUAGUCACUGGAGGUAAUGUUUGGUAA